Molecule: messenger RNA, 751 nt
Organism: Dryobates pubescens (Downy woodpecker)
Lineage: Eukaryota; Metazoa; Chordata; Aves; Piciformes; Picidae
Product: E3 ubiquitin-protein ligase RNF170
Exons: 5
Coding region: 1-654 (217 amino acids)
Molecular function (GO): ubiquitin protein ligase activity
Source: RefSeq, a predicted model, not a curated record
AUGGCGGCUGCUGCCUCCUCGCGUUGCCUUUUAGCUGUCACAGGCCGGGGACGGGCGGAAUCACACCGGGUUUGGCAACCUGGUAAUCACAGUGACUUCAGCUGCCCCAUCUGUCUCCAGACAGCAACUCUCCCAGUAGAAACCAACUGUGGACAUUUAUUCUGUGGUUCCUGUCUGAUCACAUACUGGAAGCACAGUCCCUGGCUAGCAGCAAUAACCUGCCCUCUCUGCAGACAAAAGGUGGUUCUCCUGGACAACAUCUCUUGUGAAAAGCAACACAAGUCCAGUGACCAAACUGCACAUGACAUCAGAGAUUACAACAAGCGCUUCUCAGGGCAGCCGCGACCCCUUGCAGAUUACCUCUAUGACAUGCCGUUAUUCCUGACCCUUGCCUUGCGUGGAAUCUUCACCUGGGGUGGUCUCCUAUGGAUCUUUUUCCUAAGAGUUGCCGUUUGCUCCUUUGGAACAAUCAUAUGCUUGUCUUCUCCAUUUGACACCAAGCCUGGGCCCCUCUACAGGAUGCUUGGAACAGCUGAUGACAUGGUGGUUGUCUCCCUUCUUUUAAUUUGCAUGAUCAACAUUUGUCAGCAGAUUGCAUCUAAUGGGGUAUCUAUGGCCAGGUCUGCAGCUCCGAGCAUGCUCUCAGAAUCCUGACUGUCUCAGACUUGGAUUCCUUGGACAAACUUCAUCAAGUGUUAACAGUCUUCUCUUUGAUUUGGGGCACUGUAUCAUUCUGCUGCUGACAAAGGCU